Molecule: messenger RNA, 1243 nt
Organism: Arabidopsis arenosa
Lineage: Eukaryota; Viridiplantae; Streptophyta; Magnoliopsida; Brassicales; Brassicaceae
Source: the annotation of a GenBank genome assembly
UCAGCUUCAGACUCAUUUUAAACGUUAAACCAUCUACAGCUUUAUCUUGGUUCUCUCUUUCUUUGAUCAUCUCUCUCUGUUUUUUUCCUCUAUGGAAUCUCUGAAACAAGCUUCUUCUGCUUCUGAGUUCUGCUACCAUCAAGGCUUCUCAGGCGUUCUCCAAGUGUUUGUUCACAACGCAAGGAACAUCCACAACAUCUGUAUCUACGAUAACCAAGACGUCUACGCCAAAUUCUCUCUCACAUACAAUCCUGACGAUACCAUCUCCACCCGAAUCAUCCACAGAGCAGGCAAAAACCCUGAAUUCAACCAGAAGCUUAUGAUCGAUGUGACUCAGAUCGAUGCUCAUGCUGCAGUUCUCAAAUGUGAGAUCUGGAUGAUGAGCAGAGCCAGACAUUACAUGGAAGAUCAGCUUCUUGGUUUCGCUCUUGUUCCAAUCUCAGACAUCAUAGGUCAAGACAGUGUCACUCAAGACUACAGUCUCUCCUCCACCGAUCUCUUCCAUUCCCCGGCUGGUACCGUGAAGCUCACGCUUUCCAUUGUUAACCCUUCUUCUUCAUCUAAUCCCAAGAUUAACACCACUUCAAUUUCUUCCGAGGUCGUGUUGCUUGACCCACAAGUCUCUGAAACAGUGGAUUACACGAGGAUCGAGUUCCCUGACAUCAAUGUUGUUAACGAGAACAAACAAAUGGUUACAGAGUACUUCAAUGGAUCCGGCAGCGCUUCUUUUCUCUGUCUCGGCUCAACACAUGGACCAGAAACGGACAUAACAAUGGUUUGCUCGGAUGAGAAAGAGCUUUAUGGAAAUGGAAGCUUCAUGGCUUCUUCUUCAACAACAACAAGCUUAAGCGACGACAAGAACACAGCAGAUUCAAACGAGAAAGAGAAUCGAGAGAUUACAGAAGUAUCAAGAAGAAGAAGCAAAGAAGGUGAAGAAGAAGAGGAAGAGAAUAAGAUGAAUGAAGAAACAACAAUGCAGAAACAGAUAGCAGAGAUGUAUAUGAGAAGUAUGCAACAGUUCACUGAGUCUUUGGCAAAGAUGAAGCUUCCCAUGGAUCUUCAUAACCCACAGGAGGAAGAUCUCAGUAACAAUAACAACAGUGCAACACAGAUUCAGAAUCAGAAUAAUAAUAAUAGUAAUGGAAUAGAGAAGAAAAAAGAAGGGUCUCGUGUGUUUUACGGUAGCAGAGCAUUCUUUUAAUGGAAUCAACAACAACAUUGCAAAUAAGUUGUUUAACAUUUU